AUGGCGUUUAAUGAUUGCUUUAGUUUGAAAUAUCCUGGCAACCCCCAGCCAGGGGACUUAAUUGAAGUAUUUCGCCCUGGCUAUCAGCACUGGGCCCUGUACUUGGGUGAUGGUUACGUUAUCAACAUAGCACCUCUAGAGGAUGAUAUCCCUGCAUCAUUUACAAGCGCCAAGUCUAUAUUCAGCAGAAAGGCCCUGGUGAGGAUGCAGCUCUUGAAGGAUGUUGCAGGAAAUGACAGAUACAGAAUAAACAAUAAGUACGAUGAAACAUACCCGCCUCUCCCCAUGGAAGAAGUCAUGCACCGGUCAGAAUUUGUUAUUGGACAGGAGGUGGAGUAUGACAUAUUGGUCAACAACUGCGAGCAUUUUGUGACUUUGCUUCGCUAUGGAGAAGGAGUUUCAGAGCAGGCCAACCGAGCAAUAAGCACUAUUGGAUUUGUGACAGCUGUUGCUGGUGUCUUCUCAUUCCUGGGCUUGUUUCCAAAAAGACAAAGAGCAAAAUAUUAUUAAAAAUUUACUGAAGAGAUAUCGGAACUGGAGUUUGUGAGAAGGGGGAAAAAAAACCUGGGAUGAAUACUUAUUUUCAAGGCAUCAUUUCUGUUCAAAAUUCCAAUAAUGGAUGGCAGGCUGUUUAAUAAAUUGCUUACUGAUAUUA
Molecule: messenger RNA, 655 nt
Organism: Pteropus alecto (black flying fox)
Lineage: Eukaryota; Metazoa; Chordata; Mammalia; Chiroptera; Pteropodidae
Gene: PLAAT1
Product: HRAS like suppressor
Exons: 3
Coding region: 1-510 (169 amino acids)
Biological process (GO): N-acylphosphatidylethanolamine metabolic process
Cellular component (GO): cytoplasm
Molecular function (GO): A2-type glycerophospholipase activity; glycerophospholipid phospholipase A1 activity
Source: RefSeq, a predicted model, not a curated record